AGGUUUUAGAAGACACAAAUUGACUAAAAUAUUUACGUUACAAUUAUGUUAAAGUUAAUAUUGUAUUUUGUUUUCUUAUGACUUUUCGUUAUUUCUCAGUUACUUAUUUUUUUUUGGAACUCAUAUAUGAUUCUUUCUAUUACGACUUAUGACUUUGUAUGGGCAACGAAAAAGAAAAGCUUCAAAAUUUUCGGAUAGUUCGAAACAAACUCUAGUAAUACCAAAUAAUGAUAGGCCUACUAACGGUCCUCUUACAAGAUCUCAAGCUAGGGUUGCCAAAGUUAAAGAAGAAACUUAUUUUCCUAAACAAGUUGUAACCAAAGUAUGUCAGUCUACUAUGACUAAGAAAGAACCUUUUCUUUUGCAUUUACAAUCAACGCAACCCAUUUUUAACAGUGGUCGCAGAUUGUCUAAUUAUUCAGAUUUUGUAUACGGACAAAAAAAUAGUUUUUGUGAGUUGAAUUCUUGUGAACAAACUUUUGGGGGUUCUGAAAAAACGGAGCCAACAAUAACAGAUCUAGAGAGUAUAAAGAAAGAUGAGGCGGUGAGAAAGGAUGCGCAAGUUGGUUCAAAAGUAUACAACAAAAAAAAACAAAAAAAACUUAAUGCAUUGUCUGAGAAAACAAAAGAUGCGUUAUGUUCAAUGCCAACGUGGAGUGUGGGGAAAGACGUUAGACAGUCUUCCAUUCUAAAUGAAAAAAAUUCAGUAGUAACACGCCGUUUUAGUCCGAUGUUAGGUGAUAUGAGACGGAGUUUACGACUCGCGUAUCAAAAUCCUGCCUUUUUACGAUUAAAUGAGAUGGUGAAAAUGACACAAGGUUCAAAAGGUGAAGAGGAAAACAGCUUUCCAGAUAGCACGUUGGAAUUUCUUGAUCUUUUGACCAAUUGUUUUACCAAACAAGAAAGUUUUUUUGUGUUAUUACUGGGUGCACCGAAUUGUGAAAAAAGUACAAUGGUAUGCUCGGCUAUAGAAAAAGUUAUGAAUGACUCGUUUCAAAAGAUAACGAAAAAAAGAAAGGGUGUUGUUGGUUGGUCACUUUUCCCUAUUAUUAUCCCAGCAUUUUGUAACGAUGAUGCUUCGUGCUUAUCGCUAAUGGUGCAAUCUCUUUUUGAGUAUAUAGUUAUUUUUUCAAAGCGACUUCAAAUUGAUUUAGACGAUUUUUUUAAUUCUAUUGCAUCUUCAGUUGGCUCUUAUGUUUUCAAAAAAAAAAAAAAAAACAAACAGGAAAGAAAUACAAAAAUAAAAAAAGAAUCGAAUAACACGGGAAAGAUCAAGACAAAAAUCGAUAAUUUAGACUUCCUUUCCUUAAGAUGUCGACUGAAAUCUUUACCUUAUCAAACGGAAUUAGAGGUGUUAUCCCAACUUUUGAAAUAUUCUAAAAAACACCAAUUAGUCCCCAUCAUUUCCAUUGACCAUUUCGAAUGCCUAGUAUUAACAACGCAUCGUAACCGUCAAACACUUUUAUACAACUUAUUCAACUUUGUUCAUUCUAAAGAAAUUUUAUGCGGUAUUUUGGGGUGUUCCUCAGUAAUUCAUAUUUCAACUUAUUUUGAAAAACGCAUUCAAUCGCGUUAUUCAUUAGCAAGAAUUCAUUUUAAAACGUCUUCAACUGUAAACAUGAUAUCCAAUUAUCUCUUAUCGCUAACCAAAUGUGCUACACUUGAACCUAACUCUUCUAGAUCGAAGAGUGUUUCAGACUCAAUUUAUGAAAAGAUGACAUCCAGUUUACAAGAAAGUUCAGUGAAGGAUAUUAUUGAUUUUUAUACUGCAUUGGAUCAUCGAGCUUUUGAAUAUAUUAUCUUAACGCUCGUUCAACAAAUUUUGUUUUGGCUUCCGUCCCUUCAUUCAUAUCAGCAUCAGAUUCUUCAAUGUGAAAACUCCACACCCCUAGAUAAAACUGACCUGACUUGCGCUAAACAAAGCCUUCAAAUGAAUAAUCAAGAAAAAGAAUCAGCGUUAACCUAUACUCCGACCAGACAAAAAAAUAAAGAUAAUUUGACUUUAAACGUUCUUUCCCAAAACUCGGCUUUGACCCCUUCAAGGCAAAAACCUCAAUGUGGAUUUAACAAUUUCGGAACCGGUUCCAUGACGUCUUCAAAAUUAAACUUUAAAGUGUUACCUCUGGAUUGGAACACGGAAUACCAUGACACUAUCUUGUUUCAACUUUCUUUUAGUGAAUGCCAAAUUUUAGCGGUGAUGGCUUACAUGCACAAAAAAGCACUCCUCGGGAAAACAUUGAGUCACAUUAUGACCGAAAUAAAUAGGAUUGAGAAAAUGUCUUUGGUGUCAGGAAGAUGGGUUCAUGAUACGUCCACUAAGACAUCGGUACAGCAGCAAUUUCGCUUGGCAUUUAGUCGUCUGUUAUCAUUCAAUCUUCUUGAACCUUGUUCUUCGGAACUUUAUGGGGGGACUGCUUAUUUACUUCAGCCUGUUUCUUAUCCCUGUUAUGAAAGAUAUGACCAUUUUGUAUAGAUUUUUAGUUCUCUACUCGAAAUUAUAUUUGCCGACGCAUAUUGAGCGUUAUAUCCAAUCUGCUUGAAUAUCCUUCUUUAAUCAAAUGUUUGUAUUCUAUCAAAAAAAUAAAGUAAUGUUCAAGACUUCCCAUUAAUCGUCGUACACAUCUAACACCCGAUAAGGCUCGUUUACAAUUGUUUUAGAUGCGAUUUGAGAGUUUUCUUCAAUUUUUGUUUACUAGUUAGUAUUCUUUUAAUGAAUAUUUUUUCUUGUAGACUCUCUAUGAUUCAUUAAGUGAAACCUGUAUUAUUUCUAUUGUAUAAAGAACGUCAUUUCC
Molecule: messenger RNA, 2792 nt
Organism: Hylaeus volcanicus
Lineage: Eukaryota; Metazoa; Arthropoda; Insecta; Hymenoptera; Colletidae
Exons: 7
Coding region: 149-2473 (774 amino acids)
Biological process (GO): DNA replication initiation; DNA replication
Cellular component (GO): nuclear origin of replication recognition complex; nucleus
Molecular function (GO): DNA replication origin binding
Source: RefSeq, a predicted model, not a curated record